AUUGAUGUGCUUUCCUUCCUUCCUUCCGGCAUUUUGGAGCGUUUGCGAGGUGAACCUUGUGCGGUUGCCUGCCGCUUUUCGUCCUCACAUCAUCUGUGUAAUUGAUUGAUCACUUUCGGGCUUCUGGCUGUGUCUGUUUAAGCACUCGGUCUCUAUCGCCGCUACUCCACGCCUUGCCCAUCGAACUUCCCACAAUACCCUGUCUUGGCACACCGCUGCGCCUUCGUUCUUUGUCUGCAAGGCACGCGGUUUGCUGGUACAACGCCUAAGGACGGUCCAAGGCCCGAGAUGGGCUAGAGCGUAGCAUGACGUGAUGGUCGAACGGCCGAGGGAGGCACUGAAGCCGUCUUGAAAGGAUGUCAAACGACUUCCGGUCAGUGACUGGAGGUCCGCAGACCGCGGAGCCGAUCACAUCUAGCAAGGAUGCUGCCACCGGCAACAAUGGGAACAGUACUACGAGCAAACCAGCGCAAGACGCCUCGUCCGCUCCGAAGAGAAGCUCGAGUCAGCACAGACAGCCGCCCGUACAGAUACCACCACUUCGAAAGCAGCGCUCGUCCAACCUACUUCUGCCCAGUAACUCUUCGUCACCGCAGACGUCACGAAACACCUCGCCAAUACGCAAGGACAGCCGCCCUGCACCGCUCAGCACGCCAAUUUCUACACAGCCGUCCGCUGCAGCGAUACAGAGGGCAUUGUCCGCCGCAAACGUACCACAGCUCCCGGCAUCAACAGGCCCCAUAACGGAAGCUGUGUCGAGGCUACCUAGAUCGAGUAAAAGCGCAGGAGGCGGCUCGGGCGAUACGACACCGCAAAUGCCGUUAUCGCCUCGCCUGAAGUCGCCGCCCCCAUCAGCAACCGGCUCGAGAAGAGGCUCUGCACCAGCAGCGCAGAAAAAGGUCGAGCCCGCCAGCAUGCCAAGCAUCAGUGUGCAGAGUCCUGCUCAGCAAGCUACGAUACCACCCACAAAACCCAGCAGUGAGGAUGUCCGAAAGGCUGAGCAGCAACUGCAAGCGCCGCCGAAGGCGCCAUCUCGUGGACCAAGCGGAAAGUCCACAUUGGAAACGGUGCAGGAGAACAGCACAGACUCCGUUGUUGAAUCACCAGCGGCAGUGCAAGCGGCUGCGGAUCUGAAGCCGCUCACGACGAUCACAGAAGGCGACAAGUUGGCAUUAAAGCAGGAUGAAGGCGACAAGCACACGCAGCCUGGCGAAAGCGGCAGUGAAAGUGCAGGUAGUAAACUGGAUCGUGGACGAGGACGGAGACAGUCACUUACCCAGAGUAACAAAUCAGCGCAGAGGCAGCCCAUUGCCGCCAAAACUAACUACGCACCUCUGUCGUCAGCAAAGUCGCGUCAGCCCGAAGGCAAGCCGAACAUGACUGUAGAGACCGAGACGGUUCCUUCAAUACCGCAGUCUGCGCUCAACGCUGGCGAUCGCUCGGGCAGUGGGCGGAACGAUCAUGGCAGUGUCAGGCUCAAACCGAGUAACGAAACCAUCCGGCCGAAGAAGGAGCGAAAGAAGGCAUCGCAAAAGUCAAGGAGUCUGAACCAGGGUACCGCUUCUUCGAAAGCCGACAUCUUCGAGGCUCGCGUGGCGAGUCAAGUGGACGAGGCGAACACGUCAGAUUCCGACGAGACGUUCGUAUACGAGUCCAACCCACCUGAACCACAACGUCGACCACGGCUCCACUCUCGCACACCAAGCGUGACGUCUUCGCACAGCACGGCGGACCAACAGCGCAGCGCGGUCAGGAGUUUCGGCGAGGCGAUGGAUGACCGAAAAGUAGCCGGCAAGCGCAGCAUGAAGUUCUCCAACAACCCAUAUCACGAUGUUGACAGUCCCGAGAGCAAGGAUGGCACGAUUCGCUCGACGCCGCGGCAUUUCGGAAAGUUCGGCAGAGGUGCUAGUCACGCCUCGUCGAUGUUUGACGCAGACUCGCCGUUCACGCAAGCGUCGAAACUGCGGACCGGACAUUUAAAUACGCGCCACUCGAGACCGAACUCGCCGAGAAGUCCGCAGAGUCUGCUGCAACAUGGACGUGGAGAGCGCCCGGCAACGCUUUUCAGCGGGAGAAAAGCGGAGCAGUCAUUUGACUUUGACGGCGAGGGCGCAGACGACGAGCGCACACCGCUUGUAGGUUCGGUGCGCACGGCGAGGAGCGCACGCCACGGCCACAGACGGAUCAACAGUGGCAGUGUGCGCUCGCUCAACGACAAUGAUUACUACGUUCCUGUGCAGCAACCACGGUCUUGCUGCAGUCGGUUCGGAAGCUGCCUCAUUGGCUUCUGCGUCCUGGUCGCGGUUGUUCUCACUGCAGUUGCAUUCCUUGUUGUGUCUAACCGACCGCUCGAGGAUGUGCGGAUACGCAAGAUUCAGAACGUUCUGGCUAGUGAGCAGGAGAUUAUGUUGGAUCUGCUGGUUGGAGCUGUCAACCCGAACGCUUUGGGCAUCACUGUCGCAGAUAUGGACAUCAAUGUCUUUGCGAAGAGCAAGCACGUUGGGACCGUAAUCACCACGUCACGAUCCAAGCCGGCCGUCCGGCGGUGGGAGGACCUGAGCGACCACUGGCAUUCUCCCUCCAACUCCGGCGGCGUCGACCAAGGCACAGACCCUCCGGACGACCUCGAACGAGACGCACAAACUAUGCUUCUCGGCCGCAUUCUGCACUUCGACCAAGCGCUCAGUUUCGAAGGCUCGCCCGUCAAGCACCACGAACAUUUCUCCGUCGGUGAGCUGCGGCUCGCCAAGCCCGGCAAUAAAACUGAAGCGGGUGGUAGCGAGCGGUGGGAGAACGUGCUUAAGCACCCUUUCGAGUUGAUCGUCAGGGGGGUGCUGAAGUACAAUCUGCCCAUUAGCAUGCGCUUGCAGAGUGUGAGUGUGAGUGGAAGCGUGCUGGUGCAUCCGGAGGAUGGGGUGGAUGAGUUGGGGAAGAUGCGGACGGAGCCGGUGGAGCACAAGGAUCAUUGGCAGUGGGUUAAUUGGAAGGAACUGAGGGAUGGAGAUGAGUGGGCCUUGGGUGAGGAAAGGGUGAAGGAGGUGGAGGAUGGUUGAUCGCAAUCGCACCCUUCAUGGGGCUAACGUUUCUUAUGUGUUACAUGUUGCGAAGCGUUCAAGCGAAAGGGUCGUAUGACCGCCAACGAGAAUGUUAGGCUGAAUAGGAAGAGUGUCCUUUCAUAUGAUAAACACUGAGGAGUCACUCCUAGCCAC
Molecule: messenger RNA, 3209 nt
Organism: Baudoinia panamericana UAMH 10762
Lineage: Eukaryota; Fungi; Ascomycota; Dothideomycetes; Mycosphaerellales; Teratosphaeriaceae
Exons: 1
Coding region: 357-3053 (898 amino acids)
Biological process (GO): protein localization to vacuolar membrane; positive regulation of phosphatidylinositol biosynthetic process; vacuole inheritance
Cellular component (GO): PAS complex; fungal-type vacuole membrane
Source: RefSeq, a predicted model, not a curated record